Messenger RNA from Galeopterus variegatus (Sunda flying lemur), 483 nucleotides. Its product is annotated as growth-regulated protein homolog gamma-like. NCBI's taxonomy places the organism in Eukaryota, Metazoa, Chordata, Mammalia, Dermoptera, Cynocephalidae. Bases 66 to 377 code for a protein of 103 amino acids. The record is from RefSeq and is a predicted model, not a curated record. The transcript has 3 exons. Gene Ontology annotation, molecular function: CXCR chemokine receptor binding; chemokine activity. Gene Ontology annotation, cellular component: extracellular region. Gene Ontology annotation, biological process: cellular response to lipopolysaccharide; neutrophil chemotaxis; antimicrobial humoral immune response mediated by antimicrobial peptide.
CACCGCAGCCACCUCCCCGCCAGCUCUCCCUGCAGGCUCCGCCGCCCGACCUCGUGCCCAGCCCCAUGGCCCGCGCCGCCACCCCCGCUGCCUCCUGCGCUCCCCGGCUCCUCCGGGCGGCGCUGCUGCUCCUGCUCCUGGUCGCCGCCGGCCGCCCCUCCACAGCGGCGCCCGUGCUCAGUGAACUGCGCUGCCAGUGCUUCCAGGCCCUGCAGGGCGUCCACCUCAAGAACAUCCAAAGUGUGAAGGUGACGUCCCCGGGACCCUACUGCGACCAGACCGAAGUCAUAGCCACUCUCAAGAAUGGGCAGGAAGCCUGUCUCAACCCCACAGCCCCCAUGGUUAAGAAAAUGAUCGACAAGAUGCUAAACAAGUGAGUUAUGGUUUCUGUCUACACACGUGACUGGAGUCCUUGGUCACACAUGCUGGCAUCUGUCCCCUGAAGAUUAGAUCAGAGAAACCCAGGGUUUAGCUGAAUGACUG